Messenger RNA from Psilocybe cubensis, 1362 nucleotides. RefSeq lists its product as uncharacterized. NCBI's taxonomy places the organism in Eukaryota, Fungi, Basidiomycota, Agaricomycetes, Agaricales, Agrocybaceae. The transcript is spliced from 9 exons. Bases 1 to 1362 code for a protein of 453 amino acids. The record is from RefSeq and is a predicted model, not a curated record.
AUGUCCAACGUCGCCCCAUCCAACGGCGACGUCCCAGACCAACCCGAAUUCGACUUCUGGGAGUUCGUAUGCUGUGCCAAAUGCCGCAUGCCAUUCACGCUUGAGAACGGAGCCGCGACGAUCCCUUUCUGGCUGACAGAAUGCGGGCACGUCGUGUGCAAUAACCACCUCAAUCGGGAUCAAAGCUGUGCACAAUGCGGGGCGCAGGAUAUUCAGUUGGCACCGCUUCAACGACAGAUGGAAGCACCAAUGUCUGACUGGUUCCGAUCCAUUCCUUCGGCGCUGGAGUCCAUUGCGUUCACAGCCAAGUUUCAGAAUGAAGCAAUGGCUUCGCAGGUUAGGUAUCACAAAUCGCGGCACCUACAGCUUCGCCAGAUUGUGGAACGGCUCAAGCAAAACAUGGCAGAGUUGAAAAGGUCAAACGACAUGCUGCAAAAUCAAAACGAGCAACUACGUCGCCAAAUGGGAUACCACGACCAAGGCAGCUCCAACUCACUCAAUGGCAAUGGAAAGCGGCCAAUGGUGCCCAUGCAACAGUAUGAUCAUGUCAAUCAAAGAGCGAGAACAGAUUCGAGUCCACGGUCUAUCACUACACCACUUGCACCAGAUCGACUGACGCUGCCGCCUGGCCAGCAAGUACCAGAACUUUCCUCUCAUAGGCAACAGGAUAUACAACACAGACAUUCUGGCUUGCUCGCUAAUGUACAUGGUAGGCAGGACUAUGUUCAGCAGGAUAGUGCUUCAGAACGACGCCCCAUGUCGAGUCGGUCACUGGAGAAUAUCAGGCCUCAUAGACCGACUUCAAGUAUACCAAUAGAUCAAUUUGCAUACAAUCCCCAAGGCAGUAGUACCUUCCACACACCUCAACUCACUCACGUCCAAGCGGCGCCGAAGAUAUUUCAGCGAACUGAUAAUAGACAGAAUGGCCAACAUGGCCCUGAUGCGACAUCAAAUCAUCAGCCCCCUUCUUCAUCGAGGUUUAAGCCAGCACCUUUUCCAAUGAGCAUAACUAGGACAUCGACAAACCGUCAGCAAACUGUGAUGGGGCCCCCUCCAACACCUCAACAUGUUCGUAGUGGUGUAGCCCCGCAAGCUAGUACCGCAGGUCAGCCAUUGGCCUCUGCUGACCGCCGGCCUACUGGCUCAAUUACUUCGAGUAUGCCUGGGCAGCAGCAGCCCCCGCUGACGGCAACUCGAAGAUUCUUCCCAGAGGGCGUAAACAACCCGUCUGCUUUUUCUGGGCCGGCUCUGACAUCGAGUUCCCGAGGGCCUUCUCGGGCAUCCGUGAAUGGUUCGUUCUCGAAUGCAGGACAGAAGAUGGCCUUUGGAUCUGGUGCAGGACAUCGAGGCGGGUUUGGAUGA